This is a messenger RNA of Chelonoidis abingdonii (Abingdon island giant tortoise), 906 nucleotides long. The record is from RefSeq and is a predicted model, not a curated record. Lineage: Eukaryota; Metazoa; Chordata; Testudines; Testudinidae.
UCUAAGGGGGGGGCCCUGUGGGUCUGGCUGGGGGCUGCUGGCCCUCUGACGUGUGCUCUCUGCCCCCCUCCAGGCCUGUUGCCCCGCGAGCGCUCCGACAGCGGGGGCUCUAGUUCGGAGCAGUUCGAGCGCCACCCCCAGAUCCUGCGGGAGCGGGGCACCCCGCCCAUGGACCCCAAGCUGGCCUGGGGGGGAGACGUCUUCGCCGCCCCUGCCGCCGACCCCCGGCCCCUGGCCUCACCCCUCCGGCAGCCAGAGGAAGAGGAAAAGGGCCUGCGGAGUGAGACGCCCCCCGUCCGCCUGCGGGAGGCCGCCACCCCCCAGCCCUACGUAGGCAGCUACCCGGCCUUCGCCGAGAAUGGCGCCCCGGCCCCCCUGCACCGCUUCCCGGGGGAUGAGCCCCACCCGGGGGGGCCCUGGCCAGCUGGCCUUGCCCUGCCCCCCAACGCUCCAGGGGAGCUGGCCAGGAACGGGCAUCCCGAGCCCCUGGCCCAGCCCCCGCAGCGCCAGCUGGACGAGAAGCCCCCCAGCGCCGAGGAGCCCAAGGAGUCCCUAGUGGCGCCCAAGAAACCCCCCAAGGAGGAGCUGGCCCUGCCCCCCAAGGAGGAGCUGGCCCUGCCCCCCAAGGAGGAGGCGCCACGUCGGGCCGAGCGCCCCUUGCGCCAGCAGCACGACUUCCACCGGCUGCCACGGCGCGAGGCCAAGACGGAGACACGCUGGGGUCCCCGGCCCGGGCAGCAAGCUCGGCCGAGCCAAACGAGCCCGAGGCCCGCGAGAAAAGCCCCCGCGCAGAAGCCGGGCCCAUCAAGAACCCGCGCCCGCCAAAGGAAGGAAAGCUGAGGAAGCCGCCGCCUCAACCCAAACGAGCACCCGAGCUAGCGGCCAAACCAAGCCGGACCCCCACAU